AUGGGAAAGUGGGAAUUUCUGUCUAUCAAAGUGGCUCUUUCCUUUUCUAGUCUGUUGCUGCUGCUUGAAACAUGUAUGGCCGGUACUCCGAAUGUAGGCAGGCUGAAUCUGGGAUUCCAGGGAAGGCUAUUGAACUAUCUAGACUAUGGGGGGUUGUUUCUUCUUUCCAACAAUUCUGCUUUCGCAUUGGGCUUCCGACCCGAUCAAGAUGUCAAUAAAUUUCAACUUGUGGUUAUUCACAAGGGCAGCUCAACAAUCAUUUGGUCUGCUAAUAGAAACAAUCUGAUUCGAGGUUCAGAUUUCUUCACAAUCGCUAGAAAUGGGGAUGCUUACUUGCAACGUGGUGGAUCCACCAUUUGGUCCACAGAUACUGCUAACAAAGGAGUUGUAGCAAUGGAAUUGCUGGAUUCAGGAAAUUUGGUGCUUGUUGGCAAUGACAGCAGUAUAAUAUGGCAGAGCUUUGGCCAUCCCACUGAUACCCUUGCGUCGAAUCAGGAGUUCACUGAAGGAAUGAAACUCGUAAGCAAUCCCAACUCCGAUAAUUUGAGCUACUCUCUUGAGAUAAAGUCUGGAGAUGUAAUUCUAUCAGCAAAUUAUGAACCCCCACAGCCUUAUUGGGCCAUGGGAAUGGAUACCAGAAGAAUCAUUGACACAGAUGGAGGGAAUGUUGUAUCUGCAACUCUUGAGGGCAAUUACUGGAGGUUUUAUAAUCAAGAUAAAGUGUUGCUUUGGCAUUUUGUUAUCUCUCCUAAUCAUGAUGAAAAUACCACAUGGGUGGCAGCUUUGGAAAAUGCUGGUUUCAUCACUUUCAGCCCUCUUCUAGCUGAUGGUAACUUCAGUGCCUCCUUGAUAGCAAUACCACAUGAUCCGUGUGGUAGACCUGAAGCAUGUGAUCCAUAUUUUGUUUGUGAGAGAGUAGGCAGUUGCCUGUGCCCUUCAGCCCUUCACUCUUGCACGAAAAGUAGUGUCUCCUUCUGCGAUAUAUCACAGGACUCUGUGGAGCUUGUUGAUGCAGGGGACACUCUUAGUUACUCUGCUCUUGAUAUUACUCCACCCUCUGCUAAAACAGAUUUAAAUGGCUGCAAAGCCUCUUGCCAAGGAAACUGCUCUUGUGCUGCCAUGUUCUUUCACCAUUCAGGAAACUGUUUUUUGUUUGAUCAGAUAGGAAGCUUGCAGCACUCCAAAAAUGGUACUCAAUAUGCUUCUUAUAUCAAAGUCUUGACCAAUGCAAGCGGUGGGGCAAAUCAAGGAGGUGGUGGAACUCACAAAACACGCUAUGUGAUUGUCAUCGUGGUCAUCAUCUCAGCUUUGCUCGCUAUUUUUGGUCUCCUUUAUGCAGGAUAUCAGUACCACCAGAAGAAAAACAAGGCAUUGCCUGAAUCCCCUGAAGAGUCUUCAGAGGAGGAAAUUUUUGGGGAGAAUUUAUCAGGACUGCCAGUUCGUUUUAGGUACAAUGAUCUUCAGAUUGCAACUAACAACUUCAGCAAGAAGCUUGGUCGAGGUGGUUUUGGUUCAGUUUACCAGGGGAUUCUCCCUGAUGGAACUAGAUUGGCUGUGAAGAAAUUGGAAGGCAUUGGUCAAGGGAAGAAAGAAUUUCGAGCAGAAGUUAGCAGUAUUGGGAGAAUUCGUCAUCUUCAUUUGGUCAAGCUUAAAGGCUUCUGUGCUGAAGGGAAUGACCGUCUUCUUGUGUACGAGUACAUGGGAAAUGGAUCUCUUGAUAGAUGGCUUUUCCGGAAAAACAGAGGGGAAUUCAUGUUGAAUUGGGAAACUAGAUACAGCAUUGCACUAGGAACAGCUAAGGGUCUGGCUUAUCUCCAUGAAGAUUGUGAUGUGAAGAUAGUUCACUGUGACAUAAAGCCUGAGAAUGUACUUCUUGAUGACCACUUUGCUGCAAAAGUCUCAGAUUUUGGUCUUGCUAAGCUUAUGAGUCGAGAGGAGAGUAAUGUUUUCACCACAUUAAGGGGAACAAGGGGGUAUCUUGCACCAGAAUGGAUCACAAACCGUGCCAUAUCAGAGAAGAGCGAUGUUUACAGUUAUGGCCUAGUGCUGCUUGAGAUAAUUGGUGGUAGAAGAACCUUUGAUCGCUCAGAGCCCUCAGAGAAAUCCCAUUUUCCUUCUUAUGCUUUUAAAAUGAUGGAAGAAGGAAAACUGGAGGACAUCAUUGAUGGAAGUUUAAAGAUAGAUGAAAAGGAUGAGAGAGUUUCUACAGCUAUUAAAGUUGCUUUCUGGUGCAUACAGGAUAAAAUGUUCCUAAGACCAUCAAUGACCAAGGUAGUUCAGAUGCUGGAAGGAAUCUGCCCUGUCCCUCCGCCACCGCGCUGUUCGCAGCUAGGGUCACAACGUUAUGCAGUUUUCUUCAGGUCAAUGAGCAAUGAGGGCGUUGGCGCCUCACCGGGGCCUCGAAUGAGCAACGAUGAUGCUCAUCUUUUGGCUACAAGUCUUUCAGGGCCAAGAUAGCAACCACAGAAGCUGAAACAAUUUCAUUAAAAUUGAGACCACUAGUGGAGAAGCCUUCAUAUGUACACCAUUUUCAUGCUUUUCUUCCUCGUACAUUCAUUAGGUUUUGUUUAUAUUUGGAAGGUAGACAUUUUGGUA
Molecule: messenger RNA, 2595 nt
Organism: Coffea eugenioides
Lineage: Eukaryota; Viridiplantae; Streptophyta; Magnoliopsida; Gentianales; Rubiaceae
Product: G-type lectin S-receptor-like serine/threonine-protein kinase SD2-5
Exons: 1
Coding region: 1-2457 (818 amino acids)
Biological process (GO): protein phosphorylation
Molecular function (GO): ATP binding; protein serine/threonine kinase activity
Source: RefSeq, a predicted model, not a curated record